AUGUUUCGAAAACACCAUAAAAAGUAAGUAUUGUUUUUGGAAUUUGUUGUUUGCUUGUUCAUGUUGUGUGUAUGUGUGUGCUCAGUGUCUGUGCUUUGAUAUAUAUAUAUAUAUAUAUGUAAUCUGUUAUGAUUUGCAUCAUUUAUACCUUUACAUUGUGUGCUGGGCUAGUUAUAUAACUGUUACUCUUUGUGAUUUUUAGGCACACAUUAUUCAAAGAUGAUGAAAAAUCUUGGUAUGAAGAUGAAGACAAUGACAAUGAAUGGAGUGUUCAGCGGGGUUUCACCAACCUGAGUGACUCAGGUGAAGAAGGUAUGUAAACAGCUUAAAAGCGUCAUGAUCCAGCUAUCAAAUGAUGACUUUAGCCUAUAAAAGUCAAUUACUCUAAAAUUACUGAAAACUAUAUAUAUAUAAACCUUAUGCUGUUUUUACUAAAACCUAUUUCAGGGAUAGACUCAUAUCUCCUUCUGUCUGUAUCACUGUAUCAUUCUGCAGGAGUAGAGACUGACUCAUAGCUCCUUCUGUUGGUGUCACCAUACUAGCAGAGGGAUGGAUUGCUCUUUUAUUGUGCCCCUGUGCAGGCAUGGGAAGGACUUUUAGUAACCGUGUCUAACUAAUUGUUCUUCUUUGUGCAGAUUCUAAGCAAGGUUCGUUCUCUGGCAAAGAGAGUUUCCGACCAGCCCUUGAGAAUGUAGAUACAAACAUUCAG
This is a messenger RNA of Pelobates cultripes (western spadefoot toad), 709 nucleotides long. NCBI's taxonomy places the organism in Eukaryota, Metazoa, Chordata, Amphibia, Anura, Pelobatidae. The record is from the annotation of a GenBank genome assembly.